This is a messenger RNA of Carya illinoinensis, 2912 nucleotides long. Its product is annotated as protein PHOX1-like. The record is from RefSeq and is a predicted model, not a curated record. The transcript is spliced from 4 exons. Gene Ontology annotation, molecular function: protein binding. Bases 307 to 2442 code for a protein of 711 amino acids. Lineage: Eukaryota; Viridiplantae; Streptophyta; Magnoliopsida; Fagales; Juglandaceae.
GUCAUUGCCAGACAUUUUCUCUGCAACCCAAUAUACCAUUUUCGUCCACUCUCCCUCUUCCUCUCCCCCCCUCCCCCCCCCUCUACCCCAAAUACAUAGCCCAACCUGUAGAAUCAGAUUCUGAUUGGAGACGGAUAAACUAAAUUGAAAAAGGUCAUGCUGGUUUUGAUUGGAACAAAUUUGCUUACAGGCUCUACUUCUUUGUAUGCAUAUGAUAAUAGUCGGUUGGUGAAGAGGGCUAAAUAGAGCUUGCUGGUUUUAAUUUGGAGGGACUGCUUCUUUCAUUUCUCAUUUUCAUAGUAGUCAAUGGGAAAGCCAACAGGGAAGAAGAAGAAUCAGCUAGAACAAAAGCCUGGCAAUGCAAACGGUAAGCCAAGCAAGCCCUCCGAUCGAAUCUCGACAGCCCAGGAUGAAGACACCGCAAUCUUCAUCAACAUGUCCCAAGAGCUCAAAGAAGAAGGUAACAAACUCUUCCAAAAACGCGACCACGAGGGUGCCAUGUUGAAAUAUGAAAAGGCCCUCAAACUCUUACCCAGAAAUCACAUUGACGUUGCACAUUUACGUUGCAAUAUGGCUGUUUGUUAUAUGCAAUUGGGUCUCGGUGAGUACCCUCGAGCAAUCAAUGAAUGUAAUUUAGCAUUAGAGGUGUCGCCAAGGUAUAGUAAAGCACUGUUAAAGAGAGCAAGGUGUUAUGAAGCUUUGAAUCGAUUGGAUUUGGCAUUGAGAGAUGUUAAUACUGUUUUGAGUAUGGAACCUAAUAAUAUCACCGCUCUGGAGAUUUUGGAGAGGUUGCGAAAGACGAUGAGUGAAAAAGGUAUAACUGUUGAUGAGAAAGUAAUUGGUUUGGCUAAUGUGGAUCUGCACGGUGCUGCAAAGUUGCGGAAAGUGGUGAAAGAGAAAUUAAGAAAGAAGAAGGCUAGGAAAGGUGAGUUGAAAACAGAGGAUAAGGUGGUUGUGGAGGAGAAGAUAAGUGCCGUUAAGGAUAAGGAAAUGAUUACAAAGAUGGUCGAGGAAGAGAAAAUGGCUAGUAAGACUGCUAGGAAAGAAAAAGAGGUUACAAAGUCGGUGAAGUUGGUAUUUGGGGAGGAUAUUAGGGCGGCGCAAGUACCAGUUAAUUGUAGCAUGAAGUUGGUAAGAGAUAUAGUUCAGGAUAGGUUUCCAGGACUCACGGGCGUUCUUGUGAAGUACAGGGAUCAAGAGGGAGAUUUGGUUACGAUCACUACUACUGAUGAGCUGAGGUUGGCCGAAUCAUCUGGUGAUUCACAAGGGUCUCUUAGGUUGUAUGUAGCAGAAGUUAGUCCUGAUCAGGAGCCACUCUAUGAGGGGAUGAACAAUGAGGAGAAGGUGCAUAAGGAUGAUAGAAAAUCAGGUAAUGUUGUUGAAAUUGGGGAUGUGGGGAAAGGCAAGGAAGUUGAGACAGGGUUGACUUCUAUCGAGGACUGGAUUAUUCAGUUUGCACGACUGUUCAAGAACCAUGUUGGGUUUGAUUCUGAUUCGUACUUGGAUCUUCAUGAGCUAGGUAUGAAGCUAUACUCAGAAGCUAUGGAGGAUACCGUGACAACUGAUGAUGCUCAAGAACUGUUUGAAAUUGCUGCAGAUAAGUUCCAAGAGAUGGCAGCUUUGGCAUUGUUUAAUUGGGGGAAUGUUCACUUGUCCAGGGCAAGGAAGCGAGUACUCAUUUCAGAAGAGAGUUCGAGAGAAUGUGUACUUGAGCAGAUUAAGGCUGCAUAUGAGUGGGCACAUAAAGAGUAUGUGAAGGCAGAAAAAAGGUAUGAAGAAGCUCUUCAAAUCAAACCAGACUUCUAUGAAGGCUAUCUUGCACUUGGGCAGCAGCAGUUUGAGCAGGCGAAGCUCUGCUGGUACUAUGCAGUUGGGAGGAAGAAUGAAUUAGAGACUGAACCUUCCUCAGAGGUCCUACAGCUUUAUAACAAGGCUGAGGACAGCAUGGAGAAAGGCAUGCUGAUGUGGGAAGAGAUGGAAGAGCAGCGUCUAAAUGGACUCUCCAAAUCGGAAAAAUAUAAAGAAACUCUGGAGAAAAUGGGGUUGAAUGGGCUAUUUAAAGAUAUUUCUGCUGACGAAGCUGCAGAGCAGGCUGCAAACAUGACGUCACAGAUAUAUCUCUUAUGGGGUACCUUGCUUUAUGAGCGUUCAAUUGUGGAAUAUAAGCUAGUGCUACCAACUUGGGAAGAAUGUUUAGAGGUUGCGGUUGAGAAGUUCGAACUUGCAGGAGCAUCUCCCACAGAUAUAGCUGUUAUGAUAAAGAAUCAUUGUUCCAAUAAUACUGCAUUGGAAGGUCUUGGGUUCAAAAUUGAUGAGAUAAUACAAGCCUGGAAUGAGAUGUAUGAUGCCAAGAGGUGGCAAUUUGGUGUUCCAUCUUUUCGACUUGAACCAUUGUUUCGUAGGCGGGUUCCAAAGCUUCAUUCAGUCUUGGAGCAUGCUUGAUUUUUUUUUUCCUGUUGAUGCGCUGCAUAUUUUUUAGGGGCACUGAACAAAUGCUUCAGCUUCCUCUAGUUCAUUGCUCAAAAAGCUAUGUUUUGUGGAUUAACAUAGGUUUUGCAUGGAUUAUUGUGUUUAGCUCGUUGUUUGCUAUGGGAGCAAAAGACGACCUGUGUCUGUAUGUUGGUUUUGAGGAGAGCGUCAGUUGUUAGGCCAUGAAGCCGAUCAUGUCAUUCAUUUUUUGGGAAUUCUAUUUUUUCUUCCCCGGAGCAAUUUCAGUUGUUCACUGUUUGAGAUAGCGGGUAUAUGAUUGAAUUUGUUUGGUUGAAACAAUAAAUAGGGGUAACACUGUUACCCAAUAAGGUUUGCGUUAUUGUAAGUUGUGUACUGUAUUUGUUUGUUUGCUCACUUUUGAGUUGAAAGAAUUUGUGGGUUUUAAAUAUAUAGCAGAAUGAUACCAUCUUUCUUUAUCUUUA